Messenger RNA from Dioscorea cayenensis subsp. rotundata (Guinea yam), 1244 nucleotides. Its product is annotated as GDSL esterase/lipase EXL3-like. The transcript is spliced from 5 exons. The record is from RefSeq and is a predicted model, not a curated record. NCBI's taxonomy places the organism in Eukaryota, Viridiplantae, Streptophyta, Magnoliopsida, Dioscoreales, Dioscoreaceae. Gene Ontology annotation, molecular function: hydrolase activity, acting on ester bonds. Bases 36 to 1133 code for a protein of 365 amino acids.
GAUACUUCUCAUACUCUAAAAGAAAAUAAGAAAAGAUGUUCUUCCCCAUAAAACUAAGAGUUCCUCAAGUGUACCUACUCUUAUUCUUCUUGUUAAUUGUUCAUUUUGAUGCCUUAACCUUAACACAAAAACCCGAAAAAAGUUCGGCAUUGGUUCCGGCAAUAAUAGUAUUUGGAGACUCCAUUGUUGAUCCAGGAAACAACAAUGUUAUCAACACUCUUGUCAAAUGCGACUUCCCUCCAUACGGUAUUGAUUUUGUAGACCAAAUGCCCACCGGAAGAUUUUGCGAUGGAAGAAUUCCCUCCGAUUUGAUUGCUUCAAAACUAGGAGUGAAGGAACUUUUGCCUGCUUAUCUUGAUCCCAAUCUUGAAUCCCAAGAUCUUCUCACUGGUGUAAGCUUUGCUUCCGGUGGUGCAGGAUAUGACCCUAUUACAUCAGAAACUGCGCAUGUGAUAUCUAUGGAUGAUCAAUUAGAGCUGUAUAAAGAGUACCAAGAAAAGUUAAGAGCAAUUGGAGGAGAUGCAAGAGCAGAGAACAUCAUUUCUAAAGGCUUGCAUGUAAUUUGUGUGGGGAGUGAUGAUAUUGCCAAUACUUAUUUUCCAACUCUCUUUAGAAAGCUCCAAUAUGACAUUCCAUCUUAUGCUGAUCUUGUGGUCACCUAUGCAUCACGUUUCUUUCAGGAAUUAAUCAAACUUGGAGCAAGAAAAAUAGGUAUUGUGGGGAUUCCUCCAAUUGGAUGUGUACCUUCACAGAGAACAUUGGCAGGAGGACUCUUCAGAGAAUGUGCUCCUUUUCAUAACCAACUAGCAGAGUUAGUUAACUCAAAGCUCAAUCAGGAGAUUCAAAGGCUUGGUUCAAUUUACCAAGGAACACUUUUGGUCUACAUUAACAUAUAUGACACUUUACUUGACAUCAUCCAAAAUCCAAAUAAAUAUGAUUUUGAGGUUGCAACAAAUGGUUGUUGUGGCACAGGACUGUUGGAGGUUUCUAUCUUAUGCAAUAGUGUGACUUCCUUUGUCUGUGCAAAUGUUUCUGAUCAUGUAUUCUGGGAUAGCUAUCAUCCAACAGAAAGGGCCUAUCAAAUCCUAGUUGACGUAGUUAUUGAUGAUGUACUUCCUCUCAUAAUUUCCUAAGUAUUUUUUUUUAAGUAUAUUACACCAUGUUUGUUCAUUUUUAGGUUGUAUUUUAAUUUAUUCAACUUAUAAUUUCUAAUUUUAAUCAUACCAUACUAUCAUGGUUUAGGA